UCUUCGCUUUAAAUCCUCACCCAGCUCACACUCCACCACCCUUUCUAAAAGAAACAAAGCGAAGAAAGGAAUUUCCACAAAAACCCAUGUCCAAAAAGGUAAUUUGGAGUUGGAGAUCUGUUCUUGUCGGAGCAGCCUCGGCCAUGGCGGCGUCCGCUUUCAUCAGCGCCAAACCAAGGGACCCAACUUUCCACCUCAUCUCCAUCAAACUCACUUCCUUCAAGAUCAACCUCUCAAACAUCAACGCCGACCUAAUCCUCAUCGUCCAUGUCACCAACCCCAACAUCACCCCCAUCCAUUACUCCUCCACCACCAUGUCCAUCUUCUACGACGGCUCCUUCCUCGGCUCCGCUCACGUGCAAGCCGGCUCGCAGCCGCCGCGGUCUUGUCGGGUUCUGGAGUUGCCGGCUCGGCUGGACGGGGUGGAGUUGGCUCACCACGCUGGUAAGUUCUUCGCUGACGUGGCGAAAAGAGAAAUGGUGCUGGAUGCUAAGGUGGAAAUCAGCGGUACGGCUAAGGUGGUAUGGUGGGAUCAUAGAUUUAAGGUACACGUGGAGUGUCAUGUUACGGUUGAUCCCAUUUUUCUUGAUGUGAUUGAUCAAGAAAAUAAUUCCCAGCUGGAGAUUUUCACUUCUUCAUAAUUAGUUUCUCUGCUUUUGAUUUAUAGUAAUUUUGUUUUGUUUUUUUUUUUGUGCAUAAAAUUACGUCAAGUUCUGUUUUCGAAGCAUAUGCACUGAAAAAACCAAACUUUGGGAAUUAAAUAAUGAAAUUCUUACAA
Molecule: messenger RNA, 778 nt
Organism: Hibiscus syriacus
Lineage: Eukaryota; Viridiplantae; Streptophyta; Magnoliopsida; Malvales; Malvaceae
Exons: 1
Coding region: 87-641 (184 amino acids)
Biological process (GO): response to desiccation
Cellular component (GO): plasma membrane
Source: RefSeq, a predicted model, not a curated record